Messenger RNA from Hyposmocoma kahamanoa, 1458 nucleotides. RefSeq names its product antichymotrypsin-2-like. The record is from RefSeq and is a predicted model, not a curated record. The transcript has 7 exons. Bases 130 to 1197 code for a protein of 355 amino acids. NCBI's taxonomy places the organism in Eukaryota, Metazoa, Arthropoda, Insecta, Lepidoptera, Cosmopterigidae. Gene Ontology annotation, molecular function: serine-type endopeptidase inhibitor activity.
GAACAAAUAGUUCCAUUUCCUAUUUCAACUAUUUCUCAGUAACUAUAUGUGUACAGGUGACUAGAUCCCGCCUCUCUGUUUUCAGAUAUUCUAUUGCUCCCUCUAGCAGAUGUGAAUUGUGAAAGUAAUAUGACCUCAGACGAAGACGAUUUCUCGGAUAACGAACAUUUCCGGGAAACAAGGUCAAGCUCAGAGAACGCUCACGACACCACUGCAAGCGGUUUAUCUGUCAGCGGAAAGCUGAGAAGACAGUUUGCUCUAUCAUUAUUCCUUCAAAAUCCAAAAGAUAAUGCAGUGUGUUCGCCAGUAUCUGCCCUAAUGCCUUUAGGGAAACUAGUACUUGGUGCUGAAGGGGCCACUAGCAAGGAACUUCUUGCAGCUAUCGGAGUAAACAAGAUAUCUGAGGCGAAAAAGCAUUUCAAAACAUUGAUAAGUGAAUUGAGACUCAUCUCUGGCGUGACAUUGAACAUCUGUAGCGGAAUAUAUCUCAACAAAGAACAUAAACUCAUGAGUAAAUUCGAGAAAGACGCAAAAAGCACAUUUGGUACAGAUGUAGAAAAAGUAGACUUCAAUGACCCGAAACGUGCGGUUAAGAAAAUCAAUGCAUGGGUAUACAAGCAUACAAACCACAAAAUCAAAAAUAUAUUAAAGCCGACAGACGUGUCACCAUCUACGUCUGUGGUUCUGGUCAACGGUAUUUACUUCUCGAUAGUGGCAAUCCCAUACAAAGAUAACAAUAAAGUAUCAUUCGUUGUAGUUCUUCCCAAAUCCAAAACUCCAUCGUCUUUGACGUUGCUGUUGAAGGAACUCAAAAGGGCUCCAGACAUGCUCAAGAAUGCAAUGAACGAAAUGAAAUAUCAAUCAUUGACUCUUUCUAUACCGAAGUUUAAAAUUGAAACUAAAUUUGACCUCAAUGUUCAAUACAGAAACAUUGGACUAAACUCGAUGUUUCACGAAGGUAUAAAAAAAAUGGUAGAAGGUCGAGAAUUAUUCGUAUCAAAGGCAGUGCAGUCUGCAAUGAUCGAAGUCAAUGAACGUGGGACGAUGGCGGCUGCUGCAAGCGCUGUGGAUGUCAAUUUUUUAAACGCAGUAAUAUCUAAAAAGGAAGUGACAGCAGAUCAUCCGUUCCUAUUCACACUUGUGGCGAAAAAUCAACAGUUAUUUACAGGAAUUUUUACUGGUUCUCGGCAUCACUAGCACUAGAUAUGAGCCAAAUAACUGGUCGCGGGUCGUCCGGAGAAUUAAGUUUUUAGUUCGUACAGCCAAAAGCACGUGAAGCUUGACACUUUGUACUUUGGACCAUUGUUAUCGUAAGCGGCGUAGAGUUGGAUUUAAAAGUUGACAGCUUGACGUGCUCUUUACAUUACCAAUUAGCAUAUAGUAAAUUACUUCCAUUCCGAUCCGCAUUGAUGUAAAUUAAGCCAUUGUCUAACUUUUACGAGACAGACGAGCUACUGC